Molecule: messenger RNA, 551 nt
Organism: Juglans microcarpa x Juglans regia
Lineage: Eukaryota; Viridiplantae; Streptophyta; Magnoliopsida; Fagales; Juglandaceae
Product: sm-like protein LSM3A
Exons: 3
Coding region: 104-397 (97 amino acids)
Biological process (GO): P-body assembly; mRNA splicing, via spliceosome
Cellular component (GO): U6 snRNP; precatalytic spliceosome; Lsm1-7-Pat1 complex
Molecular function (GO): RNA binding
Source: RefSeq, a predicted model, not a curated record
AAAACUUCUGGGGUGAGUUUAGAGUGCCAGGAGGUGUUGUGGAGUUUCUCAGUUUGUAUCGGGGGCGGGCUAGCAAAAGGAAGAAAGGAGAGAAAAAAGAGGAAUGGCGAGCGAGGAAGAUAGUGCGGUGAAGGAGCCUUUGGAUCUCAUUAGGCUCAGCCUCGACGAGCGCAUCUACGUCAAGCUCCGAUCAGACCGUGAACUCCGCGGCAAACUUCAUGCCUACGAUCAGCACUUGAAUAUGAUUCUUGGUGAUGUUGAAGAAAUUGUUACCACAGUUGAAAUUGAUGAUGAAACGUAUGAAGAGAUAGUUCGGACUACAAGGCGCACAGUGCCAUUCCUCUUUGUUAGAGGAGAUGGUGUGAUAUUGGUUUCCCCGCCAUUGAGGACAGCUUGAUUUCGAGAGGAAGCAUACCAGUCUAUUUCAUGCCUGCUAUCACACACCUUAUUGCCCCUGUAUUCUAAACCCUAAGUUUUUUGCAUAGACUGAAUUAUUAUGUACAAGUCAUAUUCUGGAGUUUCCUUAUUGAUUUAGAUAACACUUGAUUCCA